AUGAGCUCAGCAGUGAUAUUCAUCGAGAAAUCCGCUCCAGCAACCAUCACUGACUUCCACGACGUACUGUCCAAUGACUUGAUAUCUGUGAAGGAAAAAUGGUCCUUUGAGUUUAAAACUUUCCGGCUUACGGUCAAGAAUCUGCCUCCCGAUAGCUCAAGGCUUAUGCAUUCAAUCAGCUUUAGCAAUCACGGCAACAAAACAGUGACUAUCAAAAAUAAGUCAGCAGUGGUGACAUCCACGAAUACUGGCGAUAUUCCGACAUCUCUUAUUCUGAAUGGAUGCUCGUCUCGUUUUUGCGAAUCCUUUGACCAUCUCUUAACUUCAAAAUUGUCAAACCUAUGGACCCAGAGGCAGAGCAUAAAGGGUGAUUUUGGAAGUACGUAUCAAACCGCAGAACUUACCAUCAGGGCUACUAAUGUGUUCUCGUAUGGCGGAUUUAAAGGGCUACUUCUGGAGCUGGAGUGCGAAGGUGACGUUCAAGACCAAGACUUUGAGCAAAGGGUUGUCAAAAUACGAAAAUACCUAAAGGACAUUGGCAUUGAGGACUACAAAAUUUGCUGCGAGUCCAUGGAUCCUCUGUGCAAGAAUUUUACAUGCGAUCUUGCAUUUCAGUACGUUAAAGUUCUGGAGCUCUGA
This is a messenger RNA of Lachancea meyersii CBS 8951, 639 nucleotides long. Lineage: Eukaryota; Fungi; Ascomycota; Saccharomycetes; Saccharomycetales; Saccharomycetaceae. The record is from the annotation of a GenBank genome assembly.